GCCUCCCUGUCAGUUGUCUUCAUUUUUGCUGAACACCACGACCACGAACUAGAUGACGGAGUCGGUCUCAACUACUGGUUUUCCUUUCCUCCGUUGUUGAUAUUUGUCUUCCGCAUAUUCUCCACGCAUCGCCUUCGCUUUUUCGUCCCCUACGACCGCCUUCUCGUCCAUCCCCUUUUUUAUACCCCGGAUUCGAACCCAGCACCGGUGUAAUGGUAAUGCCUUGAAGAAUUGUCAUUUGUCCUUUUUACUUCCCUCUUAAUUCGCGGCUUCGUCUUCUCGCCAUUCAUUUACACCUUUUUACAAACUAUAUUUUUUAUUCGAUAGAAUUAUGCCGAAGAACAAUCGACCUGCGACGUCUGGUUAUGCCCGUUUGGCCCAGGAGGAGGAGGAUAGACAUAACGACCCCUACGAAUAUUCGGACGACGAUGAAUUGUACAACACUUCCAGCACAGCCAAUCCCUAUGGUACACAAUAUGAACCCAUUUCGACUCGAGGCUCGAUGCCGCCCGGGUCAGGGACACCCCCGGAGCCCCGACGGAGAUCGAGCGGGCACCAUCGUCGAGGGCGGCGCAACUCGGCUGUGGAUAUUAAGGCGAUCAAUGCACGUCUUGAGCGCUGGGCGGAGGAGUUUGCCUCGAAAUUUAAGAUCCACCGUGUAAAAGGAAAGACACUGGAGGAGGAGAAGCUGGAGAUCUAUCACUCUGUUUUCCAGCCUCCGCCUGGUAUCCAACCGAUCACGGCUGAGGAAUUGGACUCGGAGGAGGCCGAAACUGCUACAAGGAAGGCUCGAGAUGGAUUCGAGGAGGUUGUGGAGAGUGUGCGGUUGGCCAUAGAACUGGGAGUUCACCCGCGCAUGAUUUCCCAAGGCAGUUCGGGGAGUUACUUUGCACGCAAUGGCGAAGGCAAAGUUGUCGGGGUUUUCAAACCCAAGGAUGAAGAGCCUUAUGCGUCGCGAAAUCCCAAAUGGACCAAGUGGAUACAUCGCAAUCUAUUCCCUUGUUUCUUUGGCCGUGCCUGCUUGAUUCCUAACCUCUCCUACGUCUCCGAAGCGGCUGCCUAUGUGCUCGACUCUCGUCUCCGUACCAACAUGGUCCCUUAUACCGAUAUAGUGUGGUUGUCUUCCAAGUCGUUUUAUUACGAUUUCUGGGAUCGAAGAAAGGCUUGGAUGGGCAAGAAAUCCCUCCCUCAUAAGGCUGGCAGUUUUCAGGUUUUCCUUAAGGGAUACAGAGAUGCCAACCUCUUCCUCAGAGAGCACCCGUGGCCCGAUCAGACAAAUACCGGUUUCCGUGCCGAGGACGCGCCGAGACGCAAGAAACGGCCUUGGAAUGAGGCAUGCCGACCGUCUGGGAUACAGUCCGACGAUGAAGAUGAGGAAGACGACAUGGAAGACUAUGCUCGCACGCCAUCCCCACAAGAAGAAAGCCAGGAACGGCGGUUUUACUGGACCGAAACACUCAAACAAUCUUUCCGAGAAGAGCUGGAAAAGCUAGUUAUUCUGGACUACAUCAUGCGGAAUACGGAUCGUGGUUUGGACAACUGGAUGAUCAAGAUUGAUUGGAAGACUGAGGAUGUCUCGAUCGUUGCAGAGCCUCCGAAGCAAAACCAAAAUGAAACCCAACAGGACGACGACGAUUACUUGGUACCCCCACGGCCGGUCUCAGUCAACUCGGACAAACCACGCUCACCUUCAUACCCCUAUCGACGACACGAGACGAUGCAGGCUGUGAGCCGCACGGGAACGCCCUUGAAUGCCCAGGAGGCUCCGGCGACUAUCCAAAUUGGAGCCAUCGACAAUAGUUUGUCGUGGCCAUGGAAACAUCCCGAUGCUUGGCGUAGUUUCCCCUUUGGCUGGUUGUUUUUGCCGGUUUCUCUGAUCGGGCAGCCAUUCUCUAAGAGGACUCGAGACCAUUUCCUGCCAUUAUUAACCUCGACCGCCUGGUGGAGUGGCACUCAGAUGGCUUUGCGACGUGUGUUUUCGCAAGACGAUGAUUUCAAAGAGAGCAUGUUUGCGAGACAGAUUGCCGUCAUGAAGGGCCAAGCGUGGAACGUAGUGGAAACACUAAAACACUCUGAUCAUGGCCCGCUUGAGCUUACGCGGAGAACCCGCGUUUGUGUUUGGGACGACCUGGUAGAUGUCCCUGUUGCCAUCCCUCUUCGUGGACCGUCAACGGAAGCCCAGCGACGUAAGGUCAGAACUUACGACGACCGCUACGACCCCGACAACGAAGAAAUGGAUAUUGGCGCUGCUAUGGCUGAUCAGGACUUGAUGGGAUUUGCGUCCCCCCCGAGCGACCUUCCUAACCCAAAUCGGUUUGAACUCAACCGCGCCCGUGGAUCUCAGGAUUCUGGACGCCCUCAAACAGCCAGCACCACAGACUAUGGGCUUAGCCGCGGCAGUACUGAUGCGUCUAGUUCAAGGAAGAAUGGUGACGCAAACUGGCCGUCACUUCCACCCAGACCUGGUAACAAACAUCAGAAACACAGUUCCCUCUCCGACGCACGAGGUCAAAUUAUCUGGAGCAGUGACGAUUUGGAAGGCGACCUCGGUUAUGCCGCCGCCGAGGGCAUGGAAGGAAACCAGCGCAAAGUUAUUGUUGAACGAUUAGAGGCUGUCAAGAGUAAAAACCCUGUUUUUACGUGGUGCUAACGCUUUACUUUUGCUUUCUCUGCCACAAUUUACCCUGUCUGAGUUGUUAUACUAGAUGCGACAGUUAGUUCGCUUGCAUGACUCUUUCUCUUUCUUCACCUCCACCCCUACCCUCAUCAUGACUUUAUAUUCCUUUCAUCUUAUUUUUAUUUAGCGUCCUUGUUGCGGCAAACAGGCAUGAGGAGUCUCUUAGCUACGAGGAGUGGCUUUUGGCUGGGAAUUACCACCCCAAUGUUGUAUUGUAUAUAGACGUAUAGCUAGCUUCUUUACUAAUUAUCAUGGUCCCCGGAGGAAUCUCGCCAUUUUUCCUGUAAGUUGGAGAUGUCUCGAAAUUAGGAAGAAAAUGAGACUUGUUUUGAGAGGUCGUGAGGCCAGAGUG
Aspergillus versicolor CBS 583.65 is the source of this 3029-nucleotide messenger RNA. RefSeq names its product 1-phosphatidylinositol 4-kinase LSB6. NCBI's taxonomy places the organism in Eukaryota, Fungi, Ascomycota, Eurotiomycetes, Eurotiales, Aspergillaceae. The coding region runs from base 332 to 2650 and encodes 772 amino acids. The record is from RefSeq and is a predicted model, not a curated record. Gene Ontology annotation, molecular function: 1-phosphatidylinositol 4-kinase activity. Gene Ontology annotation, cellular component: plasma membrane; fungal-type vacuole membrane; trans-Golgi network. The transcript has 2 exons. Gene Ontology annotation, biological process: phosphatidylinositol phosphate biosynthetic process; endosome organization; Golgi organization.